CAUGACCCUUGGAACGGACAAGCACCUUCGCGUUCUUCGAUGGUCCCUCGAUCCGGUCAUGUCGUUUUCGACCCUGCGAGCGACCAUAUCAAUUAUUCAGAUUACUUGAUCGAUGUAGACUCAUGGGCAGCUCAAUACACGGAUCCUUCCUCCUUGAUCUCGCCCAGCGAGCCUACUACAUCGUUCCAAGGGGAUCUGUACUUCCCGCAAGGGCAGAACCAUCCUCAUCACUCAUACGACCAUGUACCACGGACGCAACUACCGACUCAUCAAUCGAUUGAGAUGCAACUAACGCGGGCAUCACCACCACCUAACCAGCAGUCUGAGAAGGCCUAUGCCAACCAGUCUACGCCAGGAGAGCCCAAAUUGUACAAGACUGCAUAUGGCGAUACCGCUGAGCGGGAAUUUUUCAUCCCUGGCUUCCUCGACUUAGAGCACCCGGUGGAUGCUAUGGGUGAUACUGGUGCGAAUCGCAAUACGAUGGACGUAUCGUUCGUUCGAAAGCGCGGAUAUAAUAUUGAUUGUAAGGCUGCAUCCAUCGUGCGGGUUGGUCAAGGGAGAGUCAAGACAGUUGGUGUCGUACACGUGCCUUUUCGCUUUCGAGGCGAGACGACCUCGUAUCUACUGACGUUUCAUGUUCUCCCGAAAUGUCCCCAGGACGUCAUUCUGGGCUCUACCUUCUUGAGGCUUACCAAAACCUUCUCGAACGCUGCAAAAUUCGCUCGUCGAGUGUUCGAUAGGUUCGUACUGCGCACAUCACGCCACUAUAACAUGCUCUACCUUGGUGGUGGUGGACCAACGUUCACAGGCACUAUCGGAGGACGACCACAUGAGGCACUGGCAGACACUGGGUCUAAGGUGCUCAUCAUGGAUGAAGACUUUGCGCGCUCGCGUGGGCUCCCUAUUGUCGACGCAGAGGAACAUCGCAUCAAGUUACGUUUUGCAGACGGUUCCACAGCUCGUACAUCAGGCAUGACACAGGGAGUGACAUGGCAGUUCGGGUUGGCACACGAGGGAAAGAGCUUUCUGCUAGAUUUCUACAUACUCAAGGAUGCGCCAUCGAACGUUAUUCUUAGUGAGAACUUCUUACUGAGAGAAAGCCAGGCCUUCACUGAAUACAGCGAUUACUUACUCGAUGACUACGAGCAAGAAGAAGACGAAGAAGAGGGUCACGUCUUCGUUAUCAGGAAGGAGACUAGCCUGCAAUAUAAAGGCCAGUACAACGGAGCUGACCAACUUUGCAAUGAUAUUGCAUGGGACCAGGAAAUGGAUCUGCGCCGGAAUGAAGACUACCGCAUAAGUGUCAUUUAUGACACCGCUGCAAGAGGAGCUGCCGAAGCUGCCGAAAGGCUGCGUCGUAGACAAUGGGAAAACGUACAUAUCAUCACUCAGACUGUUCAGGCAGAAUAUGCUGGCACGACAAGUCAGGACCCUCCAGGUGCAUCUGGCGUACAGCCCAGUGGUGGGGGUGGGGUUCAGCCUCAAGCGACUGCGCAGCAGAACAGCAGCGGUGCGAAUCAAACUCCGUCCAGACCAGACGCACUGGCGGGCUCCAGCAACACGAUACCGCCUUCUUCUCGCCGCGACAAGUUUCUUAAACGCUUUGGUCGCAAACGAAAGCAAAUCACGUAAAAUCGCCACGAAGGCUGCUCUGUUCCUUGAACAGGUAUCGCCAUGAUUGCGAUACGCCAUUUAUCCUCAUCUGGUAUCCCCACUGCGCAAGUUUUCUUCGUUGUUACUCUAUCGUUGUUGGGUUGGAGAAAAGGGAGAGUUCUGUC
This is a messenger RNA of Alternaria alternata, 1778 nucleotides long. RefSeq lists its product as hypothetical. NCBI's taxonomy places the organism in Eukaryota, Fungi, Ascomycota, Dothideomycetes, Pleosporales, Pleosporaceae. The record is from RefSeq and is a predicted model, not a curated record. The transcript has a single exon. The coding region runs from base 40 to 1632 and encodes 530 amino acids.